CGUAGGUGCAAAGGAUACGGGCAUUUUCAGUGGGACUGUCCAACCAAACGUGUUAUGAUCAUACGUGAAGAUGGAGUAUAUGAUUCAGCUAGUGAUUUUGACGAAGCUACCUAUGCUCUCAUUGCCGAGGAAGAGCAAGAAGACCCCGCUGCCCACCAUGACGAGGAGUUAAUGGGAGCUGAAGCCGCUGAUCAGUACUUGAGUUUGAUUGCACAACGCACCUUGAGCGUCCAAAUGAUCCACGCCGAACAAAAUCAGCGGCAUAACUUGUUCCAAACAAAAGGGGUCAUUAAGGAGCGCGCUGUUCAUAUCAUCAUAGAUGGGGGAAGUUGCAAUAAUUUGGCCAGUACGGAGAUGGCGGAAAAACUUGUUCUUACCACCAGGCCGCACCCCCACCCUUACUACAUUCAAUGGUUUAACAACAGCGGUAAGCUCAAGGUAACUAGAACGGUCCGUGCACACUUUACUAUUGGUACAUAUUCUAAUUUUGUGGAUUGUGAUGUGGUACCUAUGCAAGCAUGUUCUAUGUUACUCGGUCGUCCAUGCAAAGAGGCUUUGUUUUCAUUUGAGGAUAUGCCUCCCUCUUUGCCCCCUGCUGUUACUCACGUUUUGCAGGAGUAUUCCGACGUCUUUCCACAAGACGUACCACCAGGAUUACCACCUAUUCGAGGGAUUGAACAUCAAAUUGAUUUAAUUCCUGGUGCUUCGCUGGUCAACCGUGCGCCCUACCGUACCAAUCCAGAGGAGACGAAGGAGAUUCAACGACAAAAAGAUGGUUCUUGGCGUAUGUGUGUAGAUUGUAGAGCUAUUAAUAACAUUACUAUUCGCUAUCGUCACCCAAUUCCUAGACUUGAUGAUAUGUUAGAUGAAUUAAGUGGCUCUACCGUGUUCUCUAAAGUUGAUUUACGUAGUGGUUACCACCAAAUUCGAAUGAAAUUAGGCGAUGAAUGGAAAACAACAUUGAAAACUAAGUUUGGACUAUAUGAGUGGUUAGUCAUGCCUUUCGGUCUUACUAACGCACCUAGCACUUUCAUGCGGUUAAUGAACGAAGUUUUACGUGCUUUCAUAGGACGAUUUGUGGUGGUUUAUUUUGAUGAUAUAUUGAUUUACAACAGCUCUUUAGAAGACCACUUGAAUCAUUUACAUUCUCUUUUUGAUGCUUUGAGAGAUGCACGUUUGUUUGGUAACCUUGAGAAGUGCACCUUUUGCACCGAUCGAGUUUCGUUUCUUGGCUAUGUUGUCACUCCACAGGGCAUAGAAGUUGAUAAGGCCAAGAUCGACGCUAUUCAAAGCUGGCCAACUCCAACAACGGUCACCCAAGUGAGGAGCUUUCUUGGACUCGCUGGGUUUUAUUGCCGCUUUGUAAAGGAUUUCAGCACCCUUGCUGCACCGCUUAAUGAGCUCACAAAGAAGGACGUUCCAUAUGUAUGGGGCGCUGCACAAGAAGAAGCUUUUCUCAUAUUGAAAGAUAAGUUGACACAUGCUCCUUUACUCCAACUUCCUGAUUUUAAUAAGACUUUUGAGUUGGAGUGUGAUGCUAGUGGAAUCGGUUUAGGAGGUGUGUUGUUACAAGAUGGAAAACCUGUUGCAUACUUUAGUGAAAAAUUGAGUGGGCCUAGUCUGAAUUAUUCUACUUAUGAUAAGGAAUUAUAUGCUCUCGUUCGGACUUUAGAAACAUGGCAACAUUAUUUAUGGCCCAAAGAAUUUGUUAUACAUUCUGAUCAUGAAUCUUUGAAGCAUAUUCGUAGUCAAGCAAAGCUAAACCGUCGUCAUGCUAAAUGGGUUGAAUUUAUUGAGUCUUUUCUGUAUGUUAUUAAACAUAAGAAGGGUAAAGAUAAUGUUAUUGCUGAUGCGUUAUCACGUCGUUAUACCUUGUUAUCUCAGCUUGGUUUUCGGAUAUUUGGAUUGGAGACUAUAAAAGAACAAUAUGAACAUGAUGCAGAUUUUAAGGAUGUUUUGCAGCAUUUUAAAGAGGGCAGAACAUGGAACAAGUUCGUCAUUAAUGAUGGAUUUGUGUUCCGUGCUAACAAGCUAAGCAUCCCAGAUAGCUCCGUUCGUCUUUUGUUGUUACAGGAGGCACAUGGAGGAGGGUUGAUGGGUCACUUCGGCGUGAAGAAGACCGAAGAUGUGCUCGCUGAUCAUUUCUUUUGGCCUCGGAUGAGACGAGAUGUUGAGAGAUUUAUCGCUCGCUGCACUACAUGUCAAAAAGCUAAGUCACCACUCAAUCCUCAUGGUUUAUAUAUGCCUCUCCCUGUUCCUAAUGUUCCUUGGGAAGAUAUAUCAAUGGAUUUUGUUUUGGGAUUGCCUCGAACUAAGAAGGGGAGGGAUAGCAUAUUUGUUGUUGUUGAUAGUUUUGAAAUUGUUUAUGGUUUUAUACCUCGUGCACCAAUUGAUUUGUUACCUUUGCCAACUUCUAAAAAAGUUAACUUUGAUGCUAAGGAACGUGCUGAACUUAUAAUAAAAAUGCAUGAGACGACUAAAGAGAACAUUGAGCGCAUGAAUUCUAAGUAUAAACUUGCGGGAGAUAGGGGCAGAAAACAAAUUGUGUUUGAACCUGAAGAUCUUAUUUGGUUGCAUUUGCGCAAAGAUCGUUUCCCUGAUUUGCGCAAGUCUAAGUUAAUGCCACGAGCUGAUGGUUCCUUUAAGGUGUUAGCAAAAAUUAAUGAUAAUGCAUAUAAACUUGCUUUCGGGCUGGGCUUAGGGCUGCAAAUUGAGGCCCGAGCCCGGCCCGAGACGUCAGGCUUCGGGCUGGGCCGGCCGGGCCGGGCCACCGAUGCCCAGAACUUUGCCAAAAAAUGGAAAGGUGAUGUGUUCAAGAACAAACUUUGGGCCAUUGCAAGGUCAUACACUCAUGCUGACUGGAUGAGGAAUAUGGAGGAGAUAAAGCUGCUAGAUGAAGCUGCACAUGACUAUUUGGAGGCAAUUGAACCUAGUGCAUGGUAUAGAGCAUUUUUCGGUGAAUUCCCCAAGUCUGACAUCCUGCUGAAUAACAAUUGUGAAGUGUUCAACAAGUACAUACUUGAUGCUAGAGAACUUCCAAUACUUAGCAUGCUAGAGAAGAUAAAAAAACAAGCUCAUGACAAGGCAUAUGGUGAGGUCAUAACGCCAUGGAGAGAUCCCACGGAACGGGAAAGUUUGAAUGGGGUUGAAGUUCUACCACCAAAAUAUGACAAAGUUGUUGGCAGACCAAGCCUGAAAAGAAGGAAUAAUCCUGUAGAGGAGGAGCAGGGCAGAAGGAUGAGUAGGCAUGGCAUUAUUGCACGUUGCAGUGCAUGCAACCAACCUGGACAUAACAAGAGGAGGUGCCCAGAAUUAGGAAGAGGUACUGCUGCUACUGCUGCUACUACUGAUGCUGAACAAGCCCAAGAUGCUGACGCUGAGCAAGCCCAAGAUGAUGCAGAUGCUCCAGCUCCUCAGCCUGCAAUUGCGCCAGCUGGUUCAAAAAAGAGGAAACUACCUGUGGAAAGAAAUAUAAUUCCUGCAGAUGCUCCAGCUCCUCAGCCUGCAAAGGCUCCAGCUACCAGGAAUAAGAAGCAGAUUGUCAAGAAAAACCUCAGUUCUAGCUUCCAGGCAUCAACAAGCCCAAGUGUUGCUUUGUCUAGAACAACUGACUUCCAUGGAUUUCUCCCCCAGAACCUUUCAGUGCUACAAAUAUUGUCACAGGGAAGCACUUCCUGUGCCAAGAUCCACCACUGCUACCAGGACACUUGGUCUACCAGGACAGAAGAGAAGGAAAGCAAAGCCAAAAGAAAACAACUGACCUUAGAAGAAUCUCAAGAAGGGGAGUACAUUUUGGACAGGAAGCUGCACAUUUUGGACAGACAGACUGGUAUUGCACAUUUUGGACAGACAGUUCUUAGUUAUGGUCCUGUACUUCUACUAAGUGAACUGUAA
Messenger RNA from Brachypodium distachyon (stiff brome), 3894 nucleotides. RefSeq lists its product as uncharacterized. Gene Ontology annotation, molecular function: nucleic acid binding; zinc ion binding. Lineage: Eukaryota; Viridiplantae; Streptophyta; Magnoliopsida; Poales; Poaceae. The transcript has 10 exons. The annotation marks the transcript as partial. The record is from RefSeq and is a predicted model, not a curated record.